Molecule: messenger RNA, 1393 nt
Organism: Juglans regia (Persian walnut)
Lineage: Eukaryota; Viridiplantae; Streptophyta; Magnoliopsida; Fagales; Juglandaceae
Product: FKBP12-interacting protein of 37 kDa-like
Exons: 14
Coding region: 150-1178 (342 amino acids)
Biological process (GO): regulation of alternative mRNA splicing, via spliceosome
Cellular component (GO): nucleus
Source: RefSeq, a predicted model, not a curated record
AAUCAUGCAGUGCAUUGGGUGUACAGAUCAUCCUCUUUACGGAGACAGUGACACCGACACUGUUCCCUCCCCAAUUCCUUUCGCUUUGACGGCACCGACCCAAUUCUCCGACUCCGGCGAAAAACAAAAUCCUAGGGCUUUGAACUCCUAUGGCUGCUCACACCCAUCUCGAUGAUGAUGAUGAUUUUGGAGGCGAUUUUCCUGGAACUCAUAAUAACAGGCGCUCAGUUGACAAGAGAGGCUUUGGGGAUCUUGAAGACGAUGAAGAUGAUAUUUUUGGCUCAAAAAAGAGUAAGACAAAGUUAGAAGAAACUGCUCCUGGUGUAGCAACAGGGAUGAUAUUGUCACUUCGCGAGAGUCUUCAAAACUGUAAGGAUGAACUUGCAACAUGUCAAUCGGAGCUUGAAGCUGCAAAAUCUGAGAUUCAAAUGUGGCAUUCUUCAUUUCAGAAUGAAUCCUUUAUACCCGCUGGGACUUCUCCUGAACCUAAAUCUGUGAUUGAUUAUCUUCAGACUCUGAAAUCCUCUGAGGAGUCAUUAAGAGAACAGCUUGAAAAGGCAAAGAAAAAGGAAGGUGCUUUCAUUGUGACAUUUGCAAAACGGGAGCAGGAGAUAGCAGAGUUGAAGUCUGCUGUCAGAGAAUUAAAAGCACAAUUGAAGCCACCAUCAAUGCAGGCCAGGAGGUUAUUACUAGAUCCAGCUAUUCAUGAAGAAUUUACACGUUUGAAGAAUUUGGUUGAGGAGAAGGAGAAAGAGUUGAAGGAGAAACAGGAUACCAUUUCUGCUCUCAGUUUCACUCCACAAAGUAAGAUGGGUAAGAUGCUGAUGGCUAAAUGUAGGACAUUGCAAGAGGAAAAUGAGGAGAUUGGAAAUCUAGCUUCUGAAGGAAAGAUGCAUGAAUUAGCAAUGCAGCUUGCUUUGCAGAAAUCACAGAAUGCAGAACUCAGAAGUCAGUUUGAAGGACUGCACAAACAUAUGGAGGGGUUGACAAACGAUGUGGAAAGAUCAAACGAAAUGGUGCUUAUCUUGCAAGAGAAGCUGGAAGAAAAGGAUGAGGAGAUCGAAAGGCUGAAGCAUGAGCUGCACCAGAAGAGCCUGAUUGAGGAGGAAAAAGUCGAUUCAGCUUCUAACAAGGAAGCUAGAGAUGAGAUGAUGGCUUCUGAGGAUGCCGGCAACUGAUAUCUUCAUGGCAAUUUUGUAUGCUUCUAUCUUUGUUUUUUUGUUCGCUUUUCCUCUCAGUGCCGUUUGUACAUUGAAAUUGAAUUAAAUUCUUUUAAGUCAGAUGAGGGAAAGCUCAUUCUGAAUUUAGUCAGGGUAUGAGGGUAUGUAUCUAUACAUCAAAAGGUCCCUUUUUUGGUUCCCAAUUGGCCACCUGAACGACUUGAAUUGCUGAU